This is a messenger RNA of Dunckerocampus dactyliophorus (ringed pipefish), 3558 nucleotides long. RefSeq names its product Rho family GTPase 3a (gene rnd3a). Lineage: Eukaryota; Metazoa; Chordata; Actinopteri; Syngnathiformes; Syngnathidae. The coding region runs from base 118 to 849 and encodes 243 amino acids. The record is from RefSeq and is a predicted model, not a curated record. Gene Ontology annotation, molecular function: GTPase activity; GTP binding. Gene Ontology annotation, biological process: small GTPase-mediated signal transduction. The transcript has 5 exons.
UCAUCGCCGUCGGCUAAGAGUAGGUGCAGACAUCAAGGAGAGGUCGUUAAAGAGGUGGUGCCGUCUAUCCACACGCGCUAACGUUGGACUCUUCUAUUUAUACCCCGACGGGAAUCAAUGAAGGAAAGACGCUCGUGUCAGAAACUUCCCGUGAAAUCAGCCAUGGAUCACAGUUCGAGUGUGAAGUGUAAGAUCGUGGUGGUGGGAGACAGCCAGUGCGGGAAGACGGCGUUGCUUCACGUGUUCGCCAAGGACUGUUUCCCUGAGAGUUACGUACCCACUGUUUUUGAAAACUACACGGCCAGUUUUGAAAUCGACACACAGAGGAUUGAACUCAGCCUGUGGGAUACCUCAGGAUCGCCCUACUAUGACAAUGUGAGACCUCUUUCGUAUCCAGAUUCAGACGCUGUGCUCAUCUGCUUUGACAUCAGUCGCCCGGAAACGCUCGACAGUGUGCUAAAGAAGUGGAAAGGGGAGAUACUAGAGUUUUGUCCGAACACCAAGAUGCUAUUAGUGGGCUGUAAGUCAGACCUGCGCACUGACCUGAGCACGCUGGUUGAGCUCUCCAACCACCGGCAGACACCCGUGUCUUACGACCAGGGCAACAACAUGGCCAAGCAGAUCUCGGCGCCAUACAUCGAGUGCUCGGCUCAGCAGUCGGAGAACAGCGUGCGGGACAUUUUCCACGUGGCCACGUUGGCCUGCAUCAACAAGAACAGCAAAAAUGUCAAGCGUAGCAAGACCACCCGCGCCACCAAGAGGAUUUCACACAUGCCCGGGAGACCCGACCUGGCGGCUGUAGCCUCGGACCUCCGGAAGGACAAGGCUAGAAGUUGCUCUGUCAUGUGACUGCUUGGACUGAGGGGGAUUAGAGUGGAAGGAAUAAGGACUGAGCGCAACGUAAGCAGGAAGCGAUGGGGCAAGUCGCCUUCCUCCGUGAGAAAGACCCCUUUUUUGUCUGGAGAGGGGAUUAAUAAGCUUCAAUUCAUGUACAUGUUCCUGGAAUUCUCUGCACCAAUGACAAAAGUAGCAUCCCACUCAGCGUGGCCCCCUCCUUUACUGUCAAGGAAGCUAUCUGUCAGCCUGAUGCCUGCUUGGGAAGUGGGCUGCUUCCUGUGGGAGGACAAAGCUGAUGCAGGUCAUGCCCACAGGAACUAAGAUGGAGAAGUGAUGUCACUUGGAAACUCAGAACGUCUAUCUGAAAUUAUGACGAGAUAGGUGGGAGGGGUCAGUGCCAAAGUGUGAAAAGAGGUGCUGUUGUAGUUUGUGCUGCUUUCUUUGCUCACAAUGCUUCACAGUAACUCACUUUCAGUGUGGUUCAAUUAUUGUCAGUCAAGCCAUGGCGGGGCCAUGAUGAACAUCUCUCAGCCCUGCACCAUUUGUCCCCUGUGUGCGAUAUGGUGUCAGUAUAAUGUGAAGUCACUGGUGUGUAUCUGUGUCACUGUCCCACGUUGUUGUUCCACAAAUUGCAUGUCUGCACUAGGGAUGGGCGAAGACAUCAUAUUCGUACACCUCAAUGGCGGGUGUUGCAUUUGGUGCCUGGGCCUUCAGUGGGGACACUGGGGACACCAGACGCUGUGAGGGCUAGUAAUGUAUAAAAAAAAAAAAAAAAUGAGGAAACCCCUAAUACUAUAUUGCCACUCACUCUGCCUGGGAUUAGAGUCCUCGUUCCCUAGGCCGAGUGGCAGCAUUUUUAGCCACUUGCAUAAAAACUAUAACUGCCAGGUUGCUACAACUACCAUUUUAUUAAUAAAAGAAGACACCCAUGUAGCCCUGCGUCUCUGAAUACAUUGUCACCGAUACACCUGACUUUUAUUUCUGCGAGUAACUGCAAGCAUUACAACCUUUCACCAGUGCUUGUAAAUUUGGCGCUCAGCCAAAUGUAACAAGCGUAAAUUGAUCGACUCGAGGAUAAAGGGCUCAGACAACCCCAAACCUCUACACUACAACAUCAUCUGGAGCCCUUCCAAAUCAAUAUUUAUCUACAAAAUGCCAAAACAAAACGUUUACUCACUUUUACUCACCAGAGAUAUUAAUGUCUCGUCCUCGGUUAGCCGUUGUGGGUGUAACUUGGCUUGUCAAAGCAGUUUUGCUCUGAUCAGCCAAUGGAGGAUGGAAAAAUGCUGACGAUAUUGUGGGAGGAGAAUUUGAAAUCUGAUUGAAGAAACGGCCCCAUUGCUAAUGUAGUUUAAGUGACCUGGGCCAGCACUCCUGAUUCUGAAGGCCCUGGGCAGGUUAGAUUGACUUGGCAACAAAUAAAACCUGAAAUCUGAUUUGGACAUAAAAAUCUCAACAUACACGUACACUACUGGAAGCAGUGCAGCCAAGAGACCAGCUACGAAAUGAAGAGACUGUUGGGAACAAAUGAAUGCAGUUUUGUGGAACUGAUAAUAGAAUUUAGGGUGUAAAUGUAGGUCAGUGCUUCUGGUAGGUAGUUUAGGUCAGCAGAAAAGGCUUUGCUGGCCCUAACCGCACACCACUGGUACAUUCCAAUAUUAACAUCUCUGAGCUAAUCCUCUUCACGUUUGAAUGGAAAAGCAAAAUGUCACAAAAUAUUACAGUCUGCAGGACCUUCAGCCUCAUGACUCUUGUGAUGAAAUACAGUAUGUGCGUGUCAACAUGACAGUUGACCAUCUCCCAAGGUACCAAAGAUGAUUGCGAGGGGCCCUCACUCCAUCUUUUUUCUUUGUCAGCACACUAGUUGUGUCUGAAGGCUGUCAAGUGUAGUCCAUUAGCCCUCCAUUGCAUCACGAAGUAGCAACUAUGCUGAUAAAAUGGCAAAUAUUUUACGAUCAAACCUUUUUAAAUGUCAUGCUCAUCCCUAGAGUGCACCAAACUGUCACACUGUGCUGCCACAAAUACAGUACACAGAGUGUGUGAGGACAGUUUUUCAUCCAUCUCCAUGUGCGACGGGUUCAUGAAGUGGCCCGUGUCACGCAAUGAAACCUUUCGGUCUCCAUCAAGAAGCUCUUUGUUUGGGACAUAAAUGACCUCCCUUUCUUAUCCACCAUGCAGCUAUGGAAAGAUUGCCAAGUUUUCAGUCAGGUUCAGCAGCCUUUUGACUUGAGACGAAAGCCAAACAAAGCUGCAUCUUUAGCAGAUUUUGCAAUUAUUUUUUUGUUCCGUUAGUAUAUUUAAGAAUAUGUUGACCCUACUAUAAAGUCAUCGUGGGUCAACUUUCCAAGUCCAGGACAAAGCAGCUGUAAUGUGAAUGUUGCCUUAAUUUACGGCCCUGUAAAUGUUAACUAGGUUAUUAGUCAAGAUGCAUAAUCUGUUGAAGAAACACUGUUUUGUUCUUGUAUCUUCUUUGGUUCAAAAGCCCCCUCCACUCCACCACACAAAUGUGCCGAGGGCCUAUGUUGGAAUAAUGCAAUUUAACUAACAGGUAAUGACGCACUUCUAAUUAACUUUGUGCUUUAGCCCAAAUCUUCAGUUGUGUGUGUUUUCAUGUUUUCUCCAAGGCUGAUGUCACCUGUCGUGCGUCCCUGCCAAUGUUGUUGCCACAAUAUUUAUUGAAGUCUAUAUUUUCCCUUUGAAAUAAAUGCAAAUGAAAUUGAA